Molecule: messenger RNA, 1447 nt
Organism: Artibeus jamaicensis (Jamaican fruit-eating bat)
Lineage: Eukaryota; Metazoa; Chordata; Mammalia; Chiroptera; Phyllostomidae
Gene: GPR171
Product: G protein-coupled receptor 171
Exons: 2
Coding region: 131-1090 (319 amino acids)
Biological process (GO): G protein-coupled receptor signaling pathway
Cellular component (GO): membrane
Molecular function (GO): G protein-coupled purinergic nucleotide receptor activity
Source: RefSeq, a predicted model, not a curated record
AUCCUGCUGUAGCAGCUCAAGCUUCUCUGAAGACUCGGAGAGAGGCGCCUGAGGCUCAGAGAAUAUACCACCAGCUUCUUAAAAAAAAUUUUUUUGGAAACAAAACAAGUCAUUCUUACUUCCCCACAAGAUGACAAACAGUUCUACCUUCUGUCCAGUUUAUAGAAACCUGCAGCCAUUCACAUACUUCUUUUAUUUAGUUUUCCUUAUCGGAUUUAUUGGAAGUUGUUUUGCAACCUGGGCUUUCAUACAGAAAAACACAAAUCAUAAAUGUGUAAGCAUCUACUUAAUUAAUUUGCUGACAGCCGACUUCCUGCUGACUCUGGCAUUACCAGUGAAAAUUGUUGUUGACCUGGGCGUGGCACCCUGGAAGCUGAGGAUAUUCCACUGCCAAGUAACAGCCUGCCUCAUCUACAUUAACAUGUACUUAUCAAUUAUCUUCUUAGCAUUUGUGAGCAUUGAUCGCUGUCUUCAGUUGACACACAGCUGCAAAAUUUAUCGAAUACAAGAACCUGGAUUUGCCAAAAUGAUAUCUACUGUCGUGUGGGUAAUGGUCCUUCUUAUAAUGGUGCCAAAUAUGGUGAUACCCAUCAAAGACAUCGAGGAAAAGCUGAACGUGGGAUGCAUGGAAUUCAAAAGGGAGAUUGGAAAAAAUUGGCAUCUGAUGACAAACUUCAUAUGUGUAGCCAUAUUUUUAAAUUUUUCAGUCAUCAUUUUAAUAUCAAACUGCCUUGUAAUUCGACAACUGUACAGAAACAAAGAUAAUGAAAAUUAUUCAAAUGUCAAAAGAGCUCUCAUCAACAUACUUCUAGUGACUACAGCCUACAUUAUAUGUUUUGUUCCUUACCACAUUGUCCGAAUCCCAUACACGCUCAGCCAGACUGAAGUCAUAUCUGACUGCUCAACUAAGAAUUCCCUCUACAAGGCCAAGGAGGCCACGCUGCUGCUGGCUGUGUCGAACUUGUGUUUUGAUCCCAUCCUGUACUAUCACCUCUCAAAGGCAUUCCGCUUAAAGGUCACUGGGACUUUUGUUUCACAAAAGGAAAGCAGGGCUCAGAAAAAAAAAUCAAGUGAUGAAAAUGAUGUAUAAAUAUGGGAUCGUGUUAUAAUUUUAUGCUGUAAUCUCUUCCCUUGCUGGACAAUAACUAUAAAACGACCGGGAAAGAGAACCUCCGAAUGUAAAGAUAGACAGCUUGCAGAUGUGACCUGGUUUACUAUGAAGCAGUUUUUAAAUGCAAACCAAGCAGUAUUUCUUGGUUGAUCAUGCUUCUUAAGGCAAAUAUUUAUACAAAAAAACCUAAAAAUUCUUGUUGAAGCAAUGUAAAACUCUGAUACCCAAAUGAUUUCGGUGACACAGACACAGAACUAUUUGUGAGGUACUCAUUUAAAUAUCUGGAACUGACUUCUUAAUAUAAAAUACGUAAAAUACAGAUGACUCAUAAACAGA